CAAAGUGGCUCAGUUCGCUGCCCGUCGCUGAACCAGUCGCACCCAGUGUAUCAUACGGUCUCGCAAGCGCAGAAGCUAAGAUACGCUAAAGUGCUACAGUGCUGUGUGUGUGUUGUGAUUAAUACAAAGAGAUUGAAUUUACCGGCCCUCUGUUCGUCGCUUGACGUAGCGUUCAAGUCACUAACGUGCGGUUUCGCCCAUUGUGCUUUAUUUGUCUUGCAAAUUGUACCACCCCGUCAGCGAAAUGGCCUACAAAGGAAAACUCACGAGCAGCUGCAUCCGCUUCGCCGCCGUUGCGUUGGUGGUGUUUGCACUGGCCGUCACUGUCCCACCGUGCAGCGCCCGUCCCGCCAUCGAAGGGGACGAGUCGGCUGACGGUAAAAUUGUCAAUCAGAGCGCAAACAUUAACCUGCCCCGGUCGAGCAUACUGGACAACAUAUUCAAUAUCCCAAUCCAAACGCUGAAGGCCGUCAACGAUCUGGUGCAGAGUAUUGCCGGAAAUUUGCAGCAGGCCGGUUCCGGCAGCUACUUCCGGGCACGGUCGGGCAACGUGCGCAACAUCAACGUGAACGUGGACGAGGAGGAGGAGGCCGAGGGCGCGAACGAGACGGACGGCAAGAAGAAGAAGAAACUGGACGAGAAGAACUAGACGAACUUGCUGGUCCGCGCGGUCAGCGUUUCGGUCUGCACUUUGCAUUCCAGUGCCGCAAGUCCACCCGAAGUCCACCACACAAAAGCAGGAGCAGGAAGUGGCAAAGUUUAAUGGCUAAAAAGCCGCACCAAACACAUCCACGGCGGGCUGAUUGCACCGUAAUGGUUAUAAUUUGAACGUGCACGCUGUCCCCGGUGCAAAUUUGUGUAAAUACUGAUGUUUCUGUUCUGCGAUUGAUCGAGCGAGGGGUUCUUUUAUGAGGGGCGCGUUUCGACGAGUUUCGGCAUUUUAAAACCGAUUUUACCCGCUCGAAAACACAUUCAUACACACAUUCAACACGCGAGUUGCGGUAGUAACGAAAUUAAGUGCGCUUAUUUCCGACGAAUAAAACCGCCAUAUCAUCUCACCUUU
Molecule: messenger RNA, 1063 nt
Organism: Anopheles merus
Lineage: Eukaryota; Metazoa; Arthropoda; Insecta; Diptera; Culicidae
Exons: 4
Coding region: 245-649 (134 amino acids)
Source: RefSeq, a predicted model, not a curated record